This is a messenger RNA of Synchiropus splendidus (mandarinfish), 3349 nucleotides long. Its product is annotated as trafficking kinesin-binding protein 1-like. Gene Ontology annotation, molecular function: signaling receptor binding. Gene Ontology annotation, cellular component: dendrite. The transcript has 14 exons. The coding region runs from base 252 to 2495 and encodes 747 amino acids. NCBI's taxonomy places the organism in Eukaryota, Metazoa, Chordata, Actinopteri, Syngnathiformes, Callionymidae. The record is from RefSeq and is a predicted model, not a curated record. Gene Ontology annotation, biological process: neurotrophin TRK receptor signaling pathway; neurogenesis; anterograde axonal transport of mitochondrion.
UGUCCAGGUGAACGUUGGCAGGCGUGACGACAGAUGGACCUUGCAGACUGAGGGAUUAUACAUCAGCACCGAAACAGCUCCUGUACUGUACACGCAGACACCAGACCGGAGCGUAUUCACACACCCACACACACACACACACACACACACACUCACACACACACACACACCAGGCGAGAGGGCGAUGCUCCAGACAGGGAGCAAGUGUCACUUAUCACAAAGUGUAACCUCGGAACGCCGGAUUAUUUAAGAUGAACGGGGAUACGGACAGUACGGCUUCUGUUGCCACCAUGGAGGUUUGGAGCUCUUCAGCGUCCGAGGGAGAGGAAGAGGAGAAGAGCACCUGCAGUGCUGGAGAUGAGGUUGUGCAGGGGAAGGCGUUUCUCAACAGCAACAAUAAUAACAACAACAAUAACAACAACAGUGAGGUUGCACAAGUGUUGUGCUCAGACAGAGUGGGCCAAGUCACCAAGACGUAUCACGACAUUAAGGCGGUCACCCACCUGCUGGAGGAGAAAGAGCGUGAUCUGGAGCUAGCGGCACGCAUCGGACAGUCUCUGCUGAAACAAAACCAGGAACUGACGGAGAAGAAUGGAGUUUUGGAUGAGCAGCUGGAGAUGGCGAAGGAAGAGAUUGCACAACUUCGGCAUGAACUUUCAAUGCGAGAGGAUCUUCUUCAAUUCUACGCGAGUGCAGAAGAGACGGAUCCUGCUGAGUCGCAGUCGCCAAUCAAGAGGAACCCAUCGUGCAGUUCUCUUGGCCAGUUUGUGCAAUACGACUUCCUGCAGCAGAAACUAAAAGGUUUAGAGGAAGAGAACCGUAAACUGCGAUUAGAGGCCUGUGAGCUGACCACUGAGACCACCAACUAUGAAGAGCAGGAACAGGAGCUGAUGAUGGUGUGUGUGGAGGAGCUCUCGUCCGUCAAUAAACAGGUGGUCGACCUGUCCGACGAGCUUGCGCGCAAAGUUGAGGACUCUCUGCGACAACAGGAGGAGAUCAGCUCGCUCCUCGCGCAGAUCGUGGACCUGCAGGCCCGUUGCAAAGGCCUACAUCAUGAAAAUGAAGAGCUGAAUCAGCACCUGAGUGCCUCACGGGAGAGUCAGCUCAAACUCCAGUCUGAGCUGAAGGAACUGCAGGACAAAUACUCCGAGUGUGAGGACAUGCUCUGCGAAGCUCGGGAGGACAUUAAGAAUCUGAGGAAUAAGAGUCUCCCCAAUGGAACCGUGCAGCGAUACACGGCCCUGGCUUCGGUUCUCCCCAUGGACAGUCUUGCAGCAGAAAUAGAAGGAACCUUCCGGAAAGGCCUGGACGCACCUGCACCUCCAGAGUACAAAAACCAUCCGUUCCGCGUGUUCGAAACGGUGAAGGUAGUGAACAAGGCGGUGAGGAUGCGGUCACGGUGUCACUCUCCGGGACUCCCUGGUUCUAGCUCGCCUACCGUCCACUCUAGCUGUAACAGCACCCCGAGAACCAGCUACUACGGCUCUGACAACGCCAGCCUCAUUCUGGAGGACAAGUCCACCUCCAGUCCUGCGCAGAGGGAGGACAGUGGGCCGAAGCGACUGGGUCAACCAGGUUUGCCUGGCGGUCAGGACCUGGAAGCGGCCCUGCAUAACCUGUCGGCCCGUCAGCAGAGCCACUCCUCGGAGCGGCCCUUCUUCGACGUGGAGCGAGAGAGGAAACUUCGUGCCUUGGCUGCUAACUGUGACGACGAUGAGGCGUCGAGUGGCUUCCUGACACCCAACGACAGUUUGGCCUCCAGUCCUGCGGCGUCCACCGGCACCAACUACUCCAACGGAAGCUCGCGGCACUCCUGCGUCUCCUCCUCCGGAUCCAGGUCCUACCUGCCCGACCGCCUGCAGAUUGUCAAGCCACUGGAAGGCUCGGUGACACUGCACCAGUGGCAGCAGUUGGCCAAACCCAACCUGGGGGGGAUCCUGCACCCACGACCCGGCGUUCUGACCAAAGACUUCCGGGAGCUGGAGGUGGACAUUCAGCACGUCUACAGCCUGAACGACCUGGAGGAGGACGAACCUGACCUGUCGAUGCUGUCAGCACAUGGCAUGGCCACAUCCCCUCAGACCUCAUCCAGCCACCCCAAACCUACCAGCCAAGUCCUGCCACCGUCCCUCCUCACCCCCUCCUUCUCCUCUAGCGUUGACUCUGGCGGCCUGCCAUCUUGUCGGAACUGUGAGAAUGUAAGGCCCACGUCGUCUCCACUCAGGGGGGGAACCACCACUGCCAAUGUAGCGUCGCCAUCACUGGGACUCAUGCGGCUUCUGCAGGAGCGCGGCAUAUGUGCCUCUCAAAAUCCCGGCGCUGAACUCCCCAGCUCCACAGGCUCGCCUGGGCGGAGGGGCGGGACCAGGAGCGUCUUCAGUUGGAACUUGGUGGAGAAACUUCAGAGCCUGGGUCUGCACAAGGUGGCGGCCCUCGGGAUGGCAGGGGCCGAUGGGAACGGCAGGCCACUGUGCAGACGUCUGCCCAAAGUUUGACAUCAGCCCAUUCACCGUAGUGACUUUGCACUGAGCUGUGUGACUUCUGAUGCAGUGUCUUGAAAAUGAAGCCAUAAUGUGAGCUUACCUGUCACUGUUGUGUGUGUGUGUGUCUGUGUGUGCGCGUGUGUGAAACACAUCCAUCUCAGGACAAUCACCUGCUUUAUGGCCAUGUGUACAUACCAUUGUUUUCCAAAAAAACGUGUUUUAAGAAUAUUGUACAUGCCGUUUUACACAUUUAAUAAAAGUCCUUUAGCGCUGUUGUAGUUGACAAAUUAGAACAUCGUUCUGUGGAUCAUUUGUUCAUCGAGUAUUUAUGGGAGAAACACUGACAUCUGUCGGUGAAGGUGUGAAUAUCAGACCCAGAUUUGCUGCAGUCCCUCUAAUGGCCUUGACGUAAUGCUACCUAACAGUAUGGUUCAGCUCAACAUCCCGCCAGUCAGUUUUUACUGUCGCCCUCCACUGAAUAUUGAAUGAACAAAUGACACACAAACGUUGUUAUGUGACGACUUGUCGAUGCAGUAAUUGUUCACCAAACCGAUGCUGUAAAUCUUUCAAAUGCACUUUGAUUCAGUCUUCCAACAUCUGCUGUCACCAGGAGUUGUAAAUACGUUUCUGACUUCUGCAUGUCGGAGACAUCGCGUAUGAUUUUACACCUGGAUGUGAGAUGUUUUCACUCUGCUGGAACUGAAAUGCAAUAAAGUCAUUUUAUUAUUUAUAGCAGCUAGAUGUAGGUUAUGAAUAACCAAGGGAAGGCUUUUUUUUUUUUUAAAGGGAAUGAGACAGAGACUGUCUGCACUACUGUUGUGUGUCAAUAUCUUGGAUCCUGGUCAAUAAAACCUUAAAUACAGAAA